AACGGAGCUCCGAUCCCCGCGCAGCCACCGCGAUGAGAGGCGCUUGCGGCGCCUGGGAUUUUCUCCGCGUCCUGCUCCUACUGCUCCGCGUCGAGACAGGCUCUUCUCAACCAUCUGUGAGUCCAGGGGAACCGGCUCUUCCAUCCAUCCAGCCAGCACAAUCAGAGUUAAUAGUCAGCGCUGGCGACAACAUCAGGCUGACAUGCACUGAUCCUGCCUUUGUCAAAUGGACUUUCGAGACCCUGGAUCAGAUAAGUGAGAAUAAGCACCACGAAUGGGUCAGAGAAAAAGCAGAGAUCACCGACACAGGCAAAUACACGUGCGUCAACAGAGGCGGCUUGAAGAGUUCCGUUUAUGUGUUCGUCAGAGAUCCUGCCAGGCUUUUCCUCGUUGGCCUUCCCUUGUAUGGGAAAGAAGACAAUGACACGCUGGUCCGCUGUCCACUGACUGACCCAGAGGUGACCAAUUACACCCUCAGGGAAUGUGAGGGGAAGUCUCUCCCCAAGGACCUGACGUUUGUCCCUGACCCCAAGGCUGGCAUCACAAUCAGAAAUGUGAAACGUGUCUAUCAUCGGCUGUGUUUCCGGUGUGCUGCUGAACGGGCCGGCAAGCUGGUGUUGUCAGACAGAUUUGUCCUGAAAGUGAGGGCAGCCAUCAAAGCUAUACCAGUUGUGUCAGUGUCCAAAUCCAGCUAUCUUCUUAGAGAAGGGGAGGUAUUUACAGUGGCGUGCACAAUAAAAGACGUGUCUACUUCUGUGGGCUCCAUGUGGAUAAAGGAGAAUGGUCAGACUAAAGCACAGGUAAAACGUAAUAGCUGGCACCGGGGUGACUUUGAUUAUGAGCGCCAGGAAACCUUGACUAUCAGCUCAGCAAGAGUUAAUGACUCUGGAGUGUUCAUGUGUUAUGCCAAUAAUACUUUUGGAUCAGCAAAUGUCACAACAACCUUGAAAGUAGUAGAUAAAGGAUUCAUUAAUAUCUCCUCCAUGAUGAAUACCACAAUAUUUGUAAACGAUGGAGAAAAUGUAGAUUUGAUUGUUGAAUACGAGUCUUACCCCCAACCUGAGCACCUACAGUGGAAAUAUAUGAACAGGACCUCCACCAAUAAAUGGGAGAAUAACCCCAAGACUAAGAACGAAAGUAACAUCAGAUAUGUGAACAAACUUCACCUAACCAGAUUAAAAGGGACCGAAGGAGGCACUUACACAUUUCUCGUGGCUAACUCUGAUGUCAAUGCUUCAGUGACAUUUAAUGUUUACGUGAACACAAAACCAGAAAUCCUGACGUACGACAGGCUCAUGAAUGGAAUGCUCCAGUGUGUGGCAGCAGGGUUCCCUGAGCCCACAAUAGAUUGGUAUUUUUGUCCAGGAAUGGAGCAGAGGUGCUCUGUGCCUGUCCAGCCAGUGGAUGUGCAGAUCCAGAAUUCAUCUGUGCCACCAUUUGGGAAAUUAGUGGUUCAAAGUUCCAUUGACUCCAGCGUGUUCCGGCACAAUGGCACAGUGGAGUGUAAGGCUUACAACGAUGUGGGCAAGAGCUCUGCCUACUUUAACUUUGCAUUUAAAGGUAACAGCAAAGAACAAAUCCAUCCACACACGUUGUUCACACCUUUACUGAUUGGCUUCGUGAUCACGGCUGGCAUGAUGUGCAUCAUUGUGAUGAUUCUCACCUACAAAUAUUUACAGAAACCCAUGUAUGAAGUACAAUGGAAGGUUGUCGAGGAGAUAAAUGGAAACAAUUAUGUUUACAUAGACCCAACACAACUUCCUUAUGAUCACAAAUGGGAGUUUCCCAGAAACAGGCUGAGUUUUGGGAAGACAUUGGGUGCUGGAGCCUUUGGGAAGGUCGUGGAAGCCACUGCUUAUGGCCUAAUUAAGUCAGAUGCGGCCAUGACAGUGGCCGUGAAGAUGCUCAAGCCAAGUGCUCACUUAACGGAACGGGAAGCCCUCAUGUCUGAACUCAAGGUCCUGAGUUACCUUGGGAAUCAUAUGAAUAUUGUGAACCUUCUUGGAGCGUGCACCGUUGGAGGACCCACUCUGGUCAUUACAGAAUAUUGUUGCUAUGGUGAUCUUUUGAAUUUUUUGAGAAGAAAACGUGAUUCAUUUAUUUGCUCAAAGCAGGAGGAUCAGGCAGAAGCAGCACUUUAUAAGAAUCUUCUGCAUUCAAAGGAGUCUUCCUGCAAUGAUAGUACUAAUGAGUAUAUGGAUAUGAAGCCUGGAGUCUCUUACGUUGUCCCCACCAAGGCAGAGAAAAGGAGAUCUGCAAGAAUAGGCUCAUACAUAGAAAGAGAUGUGACUCCUGCCAUCAUGGAGGAUGACGAGCUGGCUCUGGACCUGGAAGACUUGCUAAGCUUCUCCUACCAAGUGGCAAAGGGCAUGGCUUUCCUUGCCUCGAAAAAUUGUAUUCACAGAGACUUGGCAGCCAGAAAUAUCCUCCUUACUCAUGGUCGAAUCACAAAGAUUUGUGAUUUUGGUCUAGCCAGAGACAUCAAGAACGAUUCUAACUAUGUGGUGAAAGGAAAUGCCCGCCUGCCUGUGAAGUGGAUGGCACCAGAAAGCAUUUUCAACUGCGUGUACACAUUUGAAAGUGAUGUCUGGUCCUAUGGGAUUUUUCUGUGGGAGCUGUUCUCUCUAGGAAGCAGCCCCUACCCUGGGAUGCCAGUGGAUUCCAAGUUUUACAGGAUGAUCAAGGAAGGCUUCCGGAUGCUCAGCCCUGAGCAUGCACCUGCUGAAAUGUACGACAUUAUGAAGACUUGCUGGGAUGCUGAUCCCCUAAAAAGGCCAACGUUCAAGCAGAUCGUUCAGCUCAUUGAGAAGCAGAUUUCAGAUAGCACCAAUCAUAUUUACUCCAACUUAGCCAACUGCAGCCCGCGCCCAGAGAACCCCAUGGUGGACCACGCUGUGCGCGUCAACUCCGUCGGCAGCAGCGCCUCUUCCACCCAGCCCCUGCUUGUGCAUGAAGAUGCCUGAGCAGAAAGAGCACGGGGUCUCCCUCGCAGGCGUGACGCCCAUUCUUUUGGCUUCCUUAUGGUUAUUUUGUUUUCCUUCGACUUGCAUCCUACUCCAGGGUAGUGGGCGACCCCCACUAUAAUCCUGUCUUUAUGAGCACACUUUAGUGGCUGGUGAUUGUUUUGUCAUCAGCCACCAAUCCAUUGCAAAGGUUCGAACUGUAUAUA
Molecule: messenger RNA, 3169 nt
Organism: Castor canadensis (American beaver)
Lineage: Eukaryota; Metazoa; Chordata; Mammalia; Rodentia; Castoridae
Gene: Kit
Product: KIT proto-oncogene, receptor tyrosine kinase
Biological process (GO): positive regulation of receptor signaling pathway via JAK-STAT; multicellular organism development; positive regulation of MAP kinase activity
Cellular component (GO): signaling receptor complex; plasma membrane
Molecular function (GO): cytokine binding; ATP binding; growth factor binding
Source: RefSeq, a predicted model, not a curated record